Messenger RNA from Musca domestica (house fly), 2175 nucleotides. It is a transcript of the gene comm2, whose product is annotated as protein commissureless 2. Bases 462 to 1472 code for a protein of 336 amino acids. Gene Ontology annotation, biological process: axon guidance. NCBI's taxonomy places the organism in Eukaryota, Metazoa, Arthropoda, Insecta, Diptera, Muscidae. The record is from RefSeq and is a predicted model, not a curated record. The transcript has 2 exons.
CGCACAGUUCAGUUUACGACGAGAAUUAAGAGGCUUAAGACGUGUGACCAGUUCAACGGCUCGCCCAAGCAUAAAUAUUUACGCUUACGUUACGACGUUCCAUUUACGAUCUUUACGUUUUUCCUCAUCACAUUUUUUUUUUGUAUUAUCAUUUAAUUUUUUUUGAAAAACCGCCAAAAGAAGUGAAAUAUAUAACAACAACAAUUACAAAAAAAAGAUACACAAUUAUAACUGCAAAUACACAGGCGUAGAAAAAAAAAUAAAAACAACAAAAAGUUCAGAAAAAAGUAAAUACCCAGUGAAAGUCAAAAGACAAGAUAAAAAUAUCAAAAGAAGAAAAAAAAACACACACAGCUCUAGCAGAAGAAGCGCAAAUACAGAAAUCAGUCAUCAACCACAAUAAAAAAACAGCAACAACAACAAUAAAAAAUUAACAAGAAAAAAAGUUAUAAAAAUCCACCAUGGAAAGAAUAAUACGCUCAUUAAAUUACGAUCUGCAAUUCGAUAAAGACGCCCAGCAUAUCUUGGAAAAUAGUCACACGGAUCCCAGUACCACGCAUGCCAUCACUUUGACCUCGACACCCACCGUUGCCAGUUUGGAUACAGCCCACCAACCCAUUGUUGCCUCCCAGCACAUUACCACCACCAGUGAUUUCCUCUCCAAAUUGGGUGCCUCCAUCAUCAAUUCCAUACAACUGCAGACGGCUCCCCUCAAUCUACCCUCGGAAUCCUCCUCGCCCAUUAUCCAUCCGGAAAACAUGGAUUUCUCCAAUCUCACACCCCAUCACGUCUUCAUCGAUUCCGGCAACUAUGACACAGCCAUGGAUGAGCUGCAAAAGCAGGUGGAAUACGAUCAGUUUAUGAAUGAGGUCUGGAUUGGCAUUGUCUUGAUUUUGAUCUUGAUUUCAAUGGUGUUCUGCUUCUGUUCCUGUUUCCUCUAUCAUCAGUUUCGUGUUUGGAAAAGAAAUUAUCGCCACACAAUGACCCAAAGUGAUGAUGAGGAUAAUAUUAAAAUCAAUUUGGAUAUGGAAGAUCCUGUUCCCGAAUACACUCUGGUUUCCGGUCUACCCUCGUAUGAGGCAGCAUUGGAGCUGCUGCACAAGAAUCCCCAAUCCUGUCUCAUAGUUCAUCCCAGUGUUUUUGAGAUUUUCAAUGGCAAUGAAAAGUCACAAAACAUGGAGCAAACAAGUGUUUCCUCAGCACCUGGAACCCCCAGCAGCGAGGCCAUGGCCUUGGCGGAAAGUUCCACACCUUUAUUGGUGGAAAAUUCCAACAAAACACCCACCGCUUUUGUCCUGGCGCCAUUGGUAUCAUCGGCGGCCAAUGUUGUCACAGCUCCCCCCUCGCCACCACAUUACAGUUUGACUAGCAUAAAUUUGGUAAAUGAAAAACCUUCAGCUCUGAAAACACAGUCUUCAAUGGAAAAGUCCUCUGCCUCGGCGAAAUCCAGUGAUAAAUCUGAAAAGUCAUAAAUCGAAGAUGAGAGUUGCAAGACUUGGAUUCUGUCAUAAAAUCUAAUUCCCAUAAGACUGUGAUAAUAGGAAAUAAUUUAAAUCAUUAUUUUACCAAAGGCAAUGGACCAAAAGAUUAUUGAGGAAGGAAAUAUCAUGUUUUCCUUAAAGGAUUACCACUUCGGGGACAAAAGGAAGAGCCCAGAUCCAGGAUUAGAAACAUAAAGAAUUUGAAGAAAAAAAUUAAAUUGGCAAGUCUAGGUGAGAAGGUAUCACCACCUUUGGAACAAAAUAAAAAGGAAUUUAGGGAACUGAUUUCGAGGCAAAUUUCGGAAACACCCACACAUUUGUAAAUCCCAUGAAAAUCUGUCAUGGAACUUGUAAUCAAAAAUCAUUCCCCCAAAUUUUUAAUAUGCUCCAAUCAAGUACUCCCCCUUAUCAGUCACUUUUUAGUCCAUUGCACAAACAAAAACCCCAAAAUAUUUUUAUAGAAUUAUUUUUGUAUAGUCCUAAACUGUGAUUAAUCCAUGGUCAACCACAUGCCCAUGUGUGCGUGUGCACAUGUCUGUGUCUUGACAUAUUUUUUUCUACUUAAAUUAUUUAUUUACACAAAAAACCACAACCAAUUUAGACUGUAUACAACUUAUUUUUAUCGCUAUGUAUAAAUAAAUGUGUGUUAACUAAUUCUAAGUUAUUUAUAAAAAAAACAUUAUUUCAAAAAAAU